UAUCUCCGGGGGCUUCUUGGGACUCGGCUCAACCUGUCGAUUAGGUUAAUCGCUCUUCUUUCUCAGUCCCUGACCUCGGCAGAUACUUUGUUGAUGUUUUUAAUUGCAAUUGCACUUUACAAGGUCUCGCCUGCAGCCUUCCAUCGGCCCACUACAUAGUAACAGCUUGGCAGGACUCUGUGGCUUGGCUUUUCCAUGGGAUUAUACAAACUCAAAAGGGGGGUUUCACAUUUUCACUUCACACCUCUGAUCCCAUAAGCGGACGGAAACGCUCGCAAACGGGCGCUAGAACCGCAUUUAUUCUUCUUCUAUCAGCGGAGUCGGGAACACCAAGGCGCAAGGAGGAUGAUGUAUCUCACCACACCUUCCAGGUCUUCCAUGAAGACACUCGCGCUCUCAAUCCUGUUCUCCGGACUUGGGUCAGGUAUCGCUGCGUCGGCGCAGAAUGAUUCCUCCCUGGGUUCUGCGCAGGUGCUAGAAGCUCCCUAUCCCUACUAUUUCCCCGUUUUGCAAGAUGAGCAUGACUCGAACAGCGGACUAUUUCCCAUGCCUCAAUGCAAUAGCUUUACUUUGGCCGAGGCAACGAUUGAUCAGCUCCAAGAUGCUAUGAGUUCAGGAAAACUCACUGCGACUCAAAUCCUGCACUGCUAUCUCCAGCGGAUCUAUCAGACCGAUUACUACGUCAAUGCAAUCAUGGAGCUGAAUCCCGACAUGUUUGAGAUUGCUGCUACAUUAGAUGCCGAGCGUGCCUCGGGCAAAGUCCGAGGCCCUCUCCAUGGAAUUCCCUUUGUUGUCAAAGAUAAUAUCGGUACAAAGGACAAAAUGGAGACCACUGCUGGAAGUUGGGCCUUGCUUGGUUCAGUCAUUCCCAGGGACGCCCAUGUCGUAGCCAAACUCCGCGAAGCGGGCGCCUUGCUGCUCGGUCACGCUACCCUCUCUGAGUGGGCAGAUAUGAGAAGCAACUAUUACUCCGAAGGAUACUCCGCUCGUGGCGGCCAGGCCAGGAGCCCCUACAAUCUCACCGUCAACCCGGGUGGAAGCAGCUCGGGAAGUGCUCUUGCGGUGACUUCAAAUCAGUGCAUGUUCGCCCUUGGCACGGAGACUGACGGCAGCGUCAUCAACCCUGCUGAAAGGAACUCCCUGGUUGGUUUCAAGCCUACCGUUGGUCUAACUUCUCGCGGAGGUGUUAUCCCCGAAAGUCUUCAUCAAGACUCUGUUGGCACGUUUGCCCGAACUGUCCGGGAUGCGGUCUACGCACUGGACGCCAUUUAUGGCGUCGACCCUCAUGACAAUUACACGUUUGCGCAACAGGGUCGUACGCCUGAAGGCGGUUACGUUCAAUUCCUGACCGACAAGUCUGCGCUCAAAGGCGCUGUCUUCGGCCUACCAUGGAAGUCCUUCUGGUCUUUGGCGGAACCGGAAAUGCAAGAAUCUCUUCUCGAGCUUGUCGACUUGAUUGAGGGCGCUGGCGCUACCGUCAUCAACGGCACUGAGCUUCCAAGCUACGAGAAGAUUGUCAGUCCUGAUGGCUGGGACUGGGAUUUUGGUACAACCAGAGGUUACCCCAACGAGUCCGAAUAUACCGUGGUUAAGGUUGACUUCUACAACAAUAUCAAUGCUUACCUUGCCGAGCUGAACAACACCGAUGUCAGAACCAUUGAGGAUCUUGUUCAAUAUAACAUUGACAAUGCCGGCUCCGAGGGAGGUUUUCCCUACGUUCACCCUGCAUUUAGCUCUGGCCAGGAUGGUUUUCUCGCGUCCCUCGACACGAAUGGUACCAUGGAUGAAACCUACUUCCAAGCUCUCAGUUUCUGCCAGAAAGCGACUCGCGAGGACGGUAUCGAUGCCGCUUUGAACCAUAACGGAACUCAGCUGGCUGGAUUGCUGGUGCCCGUUGAUCUCGGGCAAACUUAUCAGGUUGCCGCCCAAGCAGGGUACCCCGUCGUCACGCUCCCUGCUGGCACCCACUCCGCGGAUGGAAUGCCUUUCGGCCUAGGCAUUAUGCAAACCGCGUGGGCCGAAGCGACUUUGGUCAGAUACGCUUCCGCUAUUGAAGACUUGCAGUUCACUUCCAACACGACGCACAAGAGAUCGCUACCGAACUGGUACGAAUACAGAACGCGCAAUAUCCCAGUGGUCAUGUGAUUUCAUCAUAGAUUGGUGAAGAAAAUACUCGACUAUUUGUAUAUAAUCUUAAUCGAUCAGCAGCAUGGCAUAGAUGGGGACUACUCCCUAUGGUGUUUAGUCCGGUAUGGAAUCAGAGACUUAGUAUUAAUCAAUUUUGGCAUCUUUCCAGCAU
Xylona heveae TC161 is the source of this 2299-nucleotide messenger RNA. RefSeq names its product amidase family protein. The record is from RefSeq and is a predicted model, not a curated record. Lineage: Eukaryota; Fungi; Ascomycota; Xylonomycetes; Xylonales; Xylonaceae. Bases 379 to 2145 code for a protein of 588 amino acids. The transcript has 9 exons.